AUGACACGCGGGACGCUCUAUCUUCCUUCAGGCACAUCUUCUUCCGACAUUAUCGGUGGAGGGACCUCUGGACUGGCUAUUUUGUAUCCAGGCACUCGGACGGUGUUGAAGAUCUCCCAUGGUGAUCCUGAUGAGGAUGCCCGGUGUGAACUCGAGGCUCAAAUAUACGAUCUUCUCAGCAAAUCUCAACUUGCACGGCCAUCGUCACUGUUAGAGUACAAGGGCAGAAGUUCAUGUGGCCGUGGGAUACUCCUUGGCUAUGCGGAAAAUCAUACAGUGCGACGAUACCUUCGUUCACACGGCACUCAACCUCCAGAUACAACAGUCAUCCAUCGUUGGGCUAAUCAAGCUGCCCUUGCGCUUCAUUUUCUUCAUAUGAAUGGCAUCUCACAUGGAGAUGUCACUUGCGACAACUUCUUUCUCGAUAAAGAUCUCAAUGUCCAGCUAGGCGAUUUCACAAUACGCGCCAACCACCGAUUCCCUGGACCCCUGCUGUCUACCGAUGCCGACAUCUUCUCUCUUGGCUCUGCGCAUUACACUAUCAUGACGGGAAAACUACCAUAUCAAGAUCUAUCCGAGAAAGAGAUCACGGCUCUGUUUAAAGAGGGCAGAUUUCCCGAAACAGACACACUUGGACCAUUUGGGGCGAUUAUCAGAAAAUGCUGGCAAGUCAAAUACAAGAGCGUUGUCGACGUGUACAAGGAUAUCGAAGGUAUGAUUCUAAGAUUGGACUAG
Trematosphaeria pertusa is the source of this 735-nucleotide messenger RNA. Its product is annotated as kinase-like protein. Gene Ontology annotation, cellular component: cytoplasm. The record is from RefSeq and is a predicted model, not a curated record. Gene Ontology annotation, biological process: protein phosphorylation. Gene Ontology annotation, molecular function: ATP binding; protein serine/threonine kinase activity. Lineage: Eukaryota; Fungi; Ascomycota; Dothideomycetes; Pleosporales; Trematosphaeriaceae. The transcript is spliced from 2 exons. Bases 1 to 735 code for a protein of 244 amino acids.